Lates calcarifer (barramundi perch) is the source of this 2651-nucleotide messenger RNA. RefSeq names its product glucosidase 2 subunit beta. The transcript is spliced from 15 exons. Gene Ontology annotation, molecular function: protein binding; calcium ion binding. The record is from RefSeq and is a predicted model, not a curated record. Gene Ontology annotation, biological process: N-glycan processing; liver development. The coding region runs from base 126 to 1499 and encodes 457 amino acids. Lineage: Eukaryota; Metazoa; Chordata; Actinopteri; Centropomidae. Gene Ontology annotation, cellular component: glucosidase II complex.
CCGUUUGUUUCAGGAAGUCAGGACAUGGCCAGUUUAAAUGUCGGAUGCUUAACAGGAGAUUUAAACGCGUUUGAGCGGGUUUUUAUGAGGCAGGAGGGAGUCAGUUUACAACUCUGCCCUCUGACAUGCGUUUCCUUAUUAUUAUCUCCGCUGUCUUUUGCUAUGGUUUCGUAGACUCGAAGAAAAUAAGAGGGAUAUCUUCGUCCUACAAGCGGUUUUACAGAGAGAGAAAGUCCUUUCUGUGUAUUGAUGGCUCGAAAAUCAUCCCCUUUGAGCAGGUGAACGAUGACUACUGCGACUGUGAAGAUGGCUCUGAUGAACCAGGAACAUCAGCCUGUCCUCGUGGUCGAUUCUACUGCACCAAUCUGGGUUUCCGCCCACACUACAUCCCAUCAUCGCGAGUCAAUGAUGGCAUCUGUGAUUGCUGCGACGCUUCCGAUGAAUACAACAGCCACGCUCACUGCCAGAACACUUGCUGGAAUCUGGGACAGAGAGAGAGAGCAUACGUGGAGGGCCAGAUGAGGACCUUGGAUGAGGGUUUGCGGCUCAAGCAGCAGCUGAUUGAGGAGGGAGUGCUGCUCUGGAGGGAGAAGCAGGCCCAGCUCCGAGAGCUUCAGCAGGUAGCUGAGGACCUACAGAUCAAACUAGAGGAGCACAGACGGAGGAAACAUGAGGCGGACCGACUCAAAGAGCAAACAUUAAAGGCGCUGGAAGCAGCCGACAGUGGUCUCAGACAUCAGAAUAGCACGGUAACCAGCAUCUUUGAAUUACUGGACAGCAAUAAAGAUAGCAGCAUAACAGUGGAUGAACUCCAGGCUAAAGUGGCACUCAUCCAUGAUGAGGAGCGGGUUCUCUCUGAGGAUGAAGCUGUGGCUUUGUUGGGAGGAGGCCGUCAGAUGGAUCUCACCAAGUUUCGACACACACUCUGGGACAUCCUGACAAAAGGAGACAGUGUCAAGAUCAAAGACACACAUGGUGCACCAGGCAGUCUUGUGGGUGAAGAUCUUCACUUAGAGGCAGCUGACAGAGCUGCAAAGUGGGAGGCUACCAAUCUGAAGAAGGUAGAGGAAGCCUAUGAUACAGUCAACAUGGAAAUAAGUGAUCUGCGGAAGAAGCUGGCCAUAGACUAUGGAACAGACUGGGAGUUCCUGUUUUUGAACAGCCAGUGUUACAAGCUGAAAGUAUAUGAGUAUACUUACACCCUGUGCCCAUUCAAUCAAGUCACACAAAAGAACACAGCAGGAACAGAGGUCUCAUUAGGGAAGUGGGGGAUGUGGGCAGGAACACCAAAGAACCAGUACAGUCAGAUGGUGUAUGAGAAUGGAGAGCCCUGCUGGCAAGGAGGUUCACGCAGUGCUACAGUCACACUGACAUGUGGAACAGAGACAGCCUUGCGAUCGGUGAAGGAGCCCAGCAAAUGCCAGUACAUCAUGGACUUUCAGACUCCUGUGGCCUGUCAGCCAGUGCUAAAGCAGCGGGGCAUACACAGUGAACUGUGACCCUUUCCCUUACUGGCCUAGCCUAGAUUAACUUCCCCACCCCCCACCCCCCUCAAUAGCUAGCCCGCAGUGACAGGCUGGGGUCCUGAGGGUCCCCUCUGACAUCUGUGUUGUCAGAACAUAUAUACUUCUAAGCAAGUCUUGCUAAGGUCAGAAUCAGAUUUUUAGUAACACUGUUCCUAGACCACUUUAGUUUUCAUUGAUUGUUCUGGUGCUGCUUUAUCUCUGUUAUGUGUUAGCAUUGGAAUGCUGCAUUUACUGAAAGAUUUGGUGAACAUAAGUAUUAAUAACACUUUACAUUGUAAGGCUUUACAUUGAAGGCCCAACAUGAUUACUAUGUGAAUAAUUGAAUAAAUACAGUGUCAUACAGUAGAUCAGUUGCAGUGAAUAAUGACAUUGCCACUAAUGUAACUGCUGUGUCAAAUUGCUGUUUAUUCAUACACACAAAUGAAAGGACUGCGUCCCUGUAAUUCAUUAUAGUAGCUACUUUAUUACAGCCUUACAUAACCCUUGAAGGAUAAGUCUGAUUAUAUUUUUCUUAGUGUCAAUAAAUCCAUGAAAAGACUAAAACCAACAAUGAUUUGAUCCUCCUAACAUGUAUCGCCUAUGGAGCCAAAGCCUGAUGGAGCUUAGCAUAGAGUCACUACGCACUGUCCAAACAGUAUGUUUGAAUGAGCCUCACAGUUGCACUGGGUAACACCUUCGUUAUGAUGAACACGGGCACUUCAGUUUAUUUUUAGUUGGUCCCACAUAUGCUUGCUGUAAAUACUGACCGGCUUUUACUAAAUGUGUAUAAAUCCACUGCUGAAAAUAGUCCCCAACAAACACACAACUUAACUCCUGUUUGAAUAACAUUUGCCAAAAACUACAGUACCCAGCUCUUUUAGGAAAUUAUUUCACCUGAUUUUCAAGGUUUUGAGCUGGAACAAAUGGACUGCAUGCUAUAGACAGAGUGAGGAAGUUGCAGAGUAGUGAGAGACUGACACAUUGUUGGUUUUGGUCUUUCUGUCAAAUUUGUUGACAAUAGGAACAAUAUAAGGUAAAGUCAGCCUUGUCCUCAAAGUAUUGUUUUUACUGCUGUAUAGUUACUCAACAACGUUACAUUACUAUGUAGAUAGACAAAGAAAUAAAGUGGCAUUGCUACAAAGGUAA